AGAGUUCGCCUCCCUUCUGUCUCUGCCCAGUUUAACUGUAUAGGCCGUGCCAGCCAAAUUUCCUUGCUCCUAAAUUUUCCUUUUUUCCUCGUCUCUCCUUUUCUUGCAACAGUCAACAACAGCCCAUACGCCUCAUCAACGAGCGCGUUAUUUGUUUGGCUAUGAGACGCGUCGCGUACAUGCUUCGUUGACCUCGCUCGUCAAAGAACGCUGGAAUUCUCUCAAAAACUGAUGCCUAAGGAAACCACCAAAUCCAAACGCAAGGUCGCUGAGAAAUCAGAAAAGGGUUCUCGUAAAGCCAAGAAGGAUCCCAAGGCUCCGAAACGUGCACUUUCUGCAUAUAUGUUCUUCAGCCAAGACUGGCGUGAACGAAUCAAAGCUGAGAACCCCGACGCAGGCUUUGGCGAGGUAGGAAAGCUGCUCGGUGCCAAAUGGAAGGAGCUCGAAGACGAGGAGAAGAAGCCUUAUGUUGAGCAAGCUGCUAGAGACAAGGAACGAGCAGAAGAGGAGAAAACCGCGUACGACAACAAACAAAAGAAUGGUGCUGCUAGUGGUGGUAGUGGCGAGGAUGCAGAAGAGGACGACGAGUAAUCCCAUUGUACACUCCCUUGAUACUUUAUAAAUCUUUCUCACUGCCCUCACUCAUCAUAAACGACUGUAUUCUCUCAUCCCUUUCCUUUGCCCUCCUAACUUAGUGUCAUUCUUUUUUUGCUCGACGUCUCCUCAGUCAUACACAAGUGAUGACAUAACCUUCGUCGACAGCAUUUUUAUUUUAUUCGCAAUUCUACUUUCGCGCCUCUCAUUGUACUGUAUGUGCUAGUACUUAUUAGUAUUGCCCAAUGGUAUUCAUACCCUGUGCUACCUAUGUUAGUAACUACUGUAUAAAGA
Molecule: messenger RNA, 888 nt
Organism: Lentinula edodes (shiitake mushroom)
Lineage: Eukaryota; Fungi; Basidiomycota; Agaricomycetes; Agaricales; Omphalotaceae
Product: high mobility group box domain-containing protein
Exons: 7
Coding region: 232-591 (119 amino acids)
Source: RefSeq, a predicted model, not a curated record